Molecule: messenger RNA, 1737 nt
Organism: Kwoniella shivajii
Lineage: Eukaryota; Fungi; Basidiomycota; Tremellomycetes; Tremellales; Cryptococcaceae
Exons: 10
Coding region: 1-1737 (578 amino acids)
Molecular function (GO): oxidoreductase activity
Source: RefSeq, a predicted model, not a curated record
AUGUCGAACAAUACAAACGAGUUGGAACAGGAAGCCAGUAAACCCAUCUCCGUGCUGAUCGUCGGCUGUGGCCCCGCCGGAUUGAUCAAUGCUCGUACUCUUCUUCAAGAUGGAUUCAAGGUGACCAUCGUAGCCAAGAUGGAGUUGGUGGAUGUUGGCGACAUACCUACCCAGAUUUUGACAACUAAUUCACCAUGGGGGUCGUUCACCUUUUCUGGGCUGGAUAUGCCCAAGCCAUCGAAUCUCGAUGGAUCGGUCGUGCCAGCUAGAACAUACCGUCGAUAUCUUGAGGAUUUUUAUCAUUACUUUAUAAAGGACGAAGCGGAGGUUCUUUUCAAUGUAAAUGUAUUGUCUUUGUCGCCUCAAGACGACAAUGAGAGGGGCUGGACGGUACAGCUUCGGGCAGGGGCACAAGAAGAGACAAAAUACUUUGAUAGAGUCAUUUUAGCAACUGGGUAUCUUGGACAACCAUAUGUGCCUGAUAUAUUCAAGUCCAGCCCAAUCCCUACGUUCCACACUUCGGCUUUGUCUUAUCCUUCCGAGAUAGACAAGAUCCUUGCCUCUGUUCCAUCCUCAUCUGACAAACCAGAUCAACAUGGCGGUAAAGAUCACAUCUUGGUAGUUGGAGGAGGCAAAAGUGGGAUGGAUACCGCCGCACUGCUUAGUAAUCGAGGGAAGAAAGUCAUAUGGUCUUCAAGAGGACCAUUAAAAUGGUUCUCACCAGUGUCUCCGCCUGGAAUGAUGGGAGCAAACCGAAUGGAUAUCAUGUUUGGACCAAGCAGGGUUAUCGAUAGCUGGACCAUGUGGUUCUACCAUUGUACAUCGCUGGGCGCUGGGUGGGUAAGAGGAUUUUGGACAUUGAUGACAGGAGCUUGGUCGAGGUUAUAUACUGGCGUUCUUUCACCUCCUACUUCCGACCCAUACCUCUCUCUUUGCCAUUUUGCAGGAGGUAUCGCAACCACGCCAACUAAUUUUCUCCCACUUCUGAGAGACGGUCAAUUAAGCUCUCUUCGUGAUGCAUCUCCGACAUCCAUCGAUGAGGACGGAGUGGCAUUCAAGGUCGCCAACGGGCAUGAAACGGCCAAAGUUCAAUGUGGAGCUACAGUGCUCGCCACAGGCUAUCGAGGUGGGACAUACGACUUCAUCAAUGAGACAUUGAGGCAUCAAUUAGGAUUGGAACGGGUGCCACCACCGCCUGGUUCUAGAGCAAGAGUGCUUGCUCUCCGCAAGAGUUGGAAGACAGUACAAAGUGAAGAUGUAGGAAGUAUCCAACUACCACUGGUACUUCGAGGUAUACUACCACUUGGACGAUUCAAGCAGAAGGAUCUAGCUAUCACAGGGGCUACAAAACCUCUCUUCAUCCCUGCCAUCACGUAUGAAGUUGAAUCCCACUGGAUAUCAUCCUUGUUCCGAGAUGACCCUUUCCUCAAUCUGCCUCAAGAUGCGAACGCAUGUUUGAAAGAGAUAAACGCAGAUAAUGAUUUCACCCGGGCUCGAUACCCAGGUCUAGAUCCUUACGCAUCUACACCAUCUGGAACGUAUUUCUCAGGAUUUAACGACCUCUCUUACACUCGAGUACUGCUUAGCGAUAUGUCACUUAAUCCUUGGAGACAGAAAGAUCCAGCAAAGAAAUGGUGGAAAAUCUGGAGUAUGGGCUGGUUAGAUGUUAGAGUGAAUCCUGCACAGUAUGCGACUUUGGGCGAAGAGAGAAAACUGCUUAGGAGAAAGACACGAUGA